ACACGCUGUGCUGUCUUGCAAAAGCACGGCUGCUGGGGACGUGAGGUGGACAAAUCAAGCUUUAGAGGGACUGCCGAGUGCCCUGGGGACGAUGCCGCGACCAGCGCUCCUCCUCGCUGCACUCGCGGUGAGCAAUGCUCUCCGUGCGCCCCCGAGCCUCGCCGCGAGGCAACACGCCGCCGACGCGGCCGCCGCCGCACUAGGCGGCAAACCGAUCGACCUGGGGGUGCCCUCCAUGUCUGGAGCAACCAUGCCGCCGAGCAUGGUCGCCGGCGGCGCGGCGCAGGAGACGUACGACGGCGUGCGCAUCGGCCCGCCGCCGGAUUUGGCCUCGCUCCUCCUCCACAACCGCAUCGUCUACCUCGGCAUGCCCAUGGUGAGCGCCGUGACCGAGUUAAUCGUGGCGGAGCUCCUGUACCUCAACUACGAGAGCCCCUCGAAGCCCGUAACAUUGUACAUCAACAGCCCGGGCACGGUGAACGCCCAGGGCCAGGCCGUGGGCUUCGAGACCGAGGCGUUCGCCAUCGCCGACUGUAUGAAGUACAUCAAGCCUCCGGUGCAGACGAUCUGCGUCGGCCAGGCCUUCGGGGCGGCCGCGAUGCUCCUCGCCCAGGGCGAGAAGGGCAAGCGCUUCUGCCUGCCGAACGCGUCGAUCAUGCUCCACCAGCCCCGGUCCCAAGCGCGGGGCCAGGCCUCGGACAUCGCCAUUCGGGCGAAGGAGGUCAUGGCCAAUAGAAAGGUGUCGUGCGAGUUGUUAGCAAGGGCCUGCGGCCGGCCCGUCGACGAGGUCAUGAGGGACGCGUCGCGUACCAAAUACCUCCAGCCCGACGAGGCCGUCGAGUAUGGGCUGGUCGACAAGGUGCUGCACAACGUCGGCAAGGCGGCCGACGCUCCCAAAAAACCGUCGUUCAUGGACGCGCUAUGAGCUCGCGUGUAAGUAUACUCUAGACAACACGUACAUUA
Pelagomonas calceolata is the source of this 963-nucleotide messenger RNA. NCBI's taxonomy places the organism in Eukaryota, Pelagophyceae, Pelagomonadales, Pelagomonadaceae. The record is from the annotation of a GenBank genome assembly.